AUGGCCCGGACACACUUCAUCCCAGCACGCGACUCCCGACAUCGCGCAGCUGUCCUCGCUUUGUAUCGCGCGCUGGCCAAGACGGCAACAAAGAUUCCCCUGCAAAACCAUAUCGGUGAUGCUCUCACCUACUCUAGUUCUAUACGUGCGGUACUGCGCCGCCGAUUUGAAAAGAACUCGAGCGAUACUAGCCCCAGGCUCGUUUUUGCCGCGUUGACAGCUGGCUACAAGUUCCUCUCAUUUCUUCAUAAGUCUCAAAAUGCGAGCUCGGCCGAAUAUCGACAAAUCGUUCAAUACCUCUCCUCCAGGAAGGAGAUCCCGACCCAGCAAGCCGGCGCGCCUGCGACUAAACAAGCCGAACGAAAAGAACCACUCUUGGUCAAAAUAUCUGGACCUGGUGAAGCCGCGAAAUAUACUUCAAACUUGUAUCCUCGACCGCUGAAUUCCUUGACUCGAACACGGCGCGUCCCCAUGAUGGCGACUACGGCUGAAGGUCUACCUUUUUUGCGCACAUCAUUCGUGCAGCCCCACGAAAUGUCCCGCAUGGUCGGGCGUAAGAAUGCAAUUUUCCAAUCAAAGAUUGCAAAAAUCACCGAGAUCCAGGACGAACUCUUACCAGACGCUGAAACGGAGGAUGAGUGGGAGCGCAUAGUCGCGCGACAGCUGCGCAAGGAGCGUCUGCCGCAUGAGGAGAGACCGGACGUCGAUGAGACCUACACGUGGAGUCUGCACCUUUCUCGAUUAUGGCUGGAGUGGAAGACUGAGUCGAUAUGGCAGGACUGGAUUGCGCGAGGCGAGGCUUUGCAACACAUCGUGGACACCGAGCAGAAACUUGCUGAUGAAGAGGCUGGAAAGACUUGGAAGCCUGCAUCAACGACUCCAGAGUACGCGAGGCCUCCGUCGGCGGGUAAAGUUUCCGCUCGCGAAUUGAUAUCUCGAGUACCACCUACGCUCCCGGGUGAAAAAACUGGGAUGGAUGGCCACGACAUCUUCUCAACUCCGGCUUGGGCUGCGCACGUCAGGUUGAAGUAUAACUCGAUGCGGGCGUGGGCUGUCCAACCGCGCGGCAGCAAAGCGCAGUCUGUGUGA
This is a messenger RNA of Beauveria bassiana ARSEF 2860, 1089 nucleotides long. RefSeq lists its product as uncharacterized. The transcript has 2 exons. The record is from RefSeq and is a predicted model, not a curated record. NCBI's taxonomy places the organism in Eukaryota, Fungi, Ascomycota, Sordariomycetes, Hypocreales, Cordycipitaceae. The coding region runs from base 1 to 1089 and encodes 362 amino acids.